Molecule: messenger RNA, 7476 nt
Organism: Xyrauchen texanus (razorback sucker)
Lineage: Eukaryota; Metazoa; Chordata; Actinopteri; Cypriniformes; Catostomidae
Product: SITS-binding protein-like
Exons: 10
Coding region: 467-2548 (693 amino acids)
Source: RefSeq, a predicted model, not a curated record
GCAAUCGUAAACCUCUCAGUCUCCUAAUCACUUUCUCUGGUACCUUUCUGAAGAAGCAGUAUGGAGUUACGUCAGAGCACCGCGCAAAUGUGCAGGCCAAGCAAAUAAGCGGCUACGGAGCUAAUUGUAGGCAUUGCUGCUAAACCCGUAAGGCGUCUCACUCCUGUGCAAUCAAUGCUUCAAACUUGCUGUACAAAACUUAGAAGCGGCAUGCAUUACAUGUCUUUUUUGCUUUGGAAUGUUUGUGCUGGGAGAAUUGGACCUUAAUCCUUUGAUGUGCGGCAGCCGGUGUAGUUAGGUCAAAUUCAAAUUUUUAAAUUCAAAAAUUCGAAUUCUACAACAAAGCAACGCGCCAGACUGAAGCCCCGAUACACGAUGAGGAUUCUGCGCGUCUCAGCGGACAGAGUGACAUUUUUUAUCAUCACUUUUGAGUAGAUCUUUCUGAUAUUUCUGCUCUGAAAUCAACAUGCCUCACACUCGCAAUAGGAACCCGAGUCCAAUCCCAGACGUGACAUGGGACACUGGAUUGAAAGAGAUGAACGAGACACUGAAGGGGGCUAUUGCCUGUUUGGGAGUUGCUGUCUUUUUUGUCAUGACAAUUGGGAUCAUUUAUUGGCAAGUUGUGGAUCAGCCCAACAAGAACUGGAUCCUGAAGGGGAGUUUUAGUGGGCUUAUUUGGGAGAGACGGACGCAAACUCUGGUCAUUCAGACAUUGACUGAGGACAAGACUUUUGCGGAGAUUGACGUGGGGAAUGUGGGGAACCCUGAUAUUGAGGUUCCGUUUGUGAGGAACAUGUGCUGGCUCAACAAAACCGAAUUCUGCUACACGUGGGAUUCGGUCGCAGAGGUGGAGAUAUCUUUGCAAACAGAGGGGGAAUCAGAUACCGAGUGCUACAGUGUAACCUGGACCCCAAUUCACUGUCAUGUGGACCUGAAGGACUGCUUCUCCAUGGUGAAUAUGUCAUGGUACGGAGGUGCCAGUGUCCGUGCGCCCCACUGGCCGAUUAACGAUGCCAACAUUUCUAUGCAACCCUUCAAAGUCAGUGGCCUUCGGGACAGCCCCUCUGGCUUCGGAUCAGUUUUAGAGCGCUACUUCUUGGGAUCUUCAGGUGUGUCAGUUAUAGUGGCCCCGAACAUCCCUCUAUAUGUAGGAAUGGAAAGCAGACAGCAGUUCUGUUUGCAGACGCCCCCAAGUAUGGAGCGCAUGCCUCUGCAGUACACCAUGUGUGUUGGACACAACAUUAAAGCCAUCCAUCAGGAGUCAAUGAAACAGCUCUCAACGGCCAGUCGAGGGCUGCCAAACAUGAAUGUCUUACGGCUACCUUUCUGGAAGCUUCUAGCAAAUGUGGACUCGGAGGCCAAGCUAGAGAGAGAGCUGAGAACUUUCUCAAACCGUCUAAAGAGGCAUCACCUGGGGGAGGGAGUCAUCAGCCUAGAUGAACAUUCCACAGCUCUCCUCUCCAACAUGGACCACAGCUACCUCAAUGGCAAGAAAAGGUCAUCUAAGAGACAGACCAGGGACCUCCCUUUUGUGAAGCUUCUAAACAUUUCCAUCACCCUGUCCCCAUACCUAAGUGUGGACUCCCAGCAGUUCCAGAGCUCCAUGCAGGAAGGCACUGAAGCCUACUGGCUGAGCCUGCCCUCAGGGCCACAGAAUCGACUGGUGCCUCUGUUGACUGAGUGGAAAGGCAAGUACAGUGUGAAGCUGAACAUCACCAACCCUGAUGCCACUAACUGGUUUCUGGACAAAGUGGACAGUUUACAUAGCCAUUUGGGCAUGGAGUAUGUCAUCCUGGAAGGUGGCGAGGGAAACCCUUUCGAGGAACAGGCCCUGCGCCCCCCUCUGUCAUUGGUUGGGGAUGAAUACAUCAGACUCCUUGCCAACCUGGCUGACAGGAUUGGGGAAAAUGUCAUUGUAACCUCAGGAGCAAGGUCCGGCCACAAACCGCUUUUCAUCCGUAUGAAUGCACUACAGUCCGACUGGAGUUACUCCGGCCUUAAGGGUAUCAUUCCAUCCCUACUGCAUCACAGUCUUCUGGGAUAUAAUUUCUUCAUUCCUGAUGCAGUAGGAGGUUCGCUCUCUGCCGAACUUGUCACAGACGACGACCUCUUCAUCCGUUGGCUGGGGAUUGCAGCCUUCCUUCCUGUCAUCAGCUUCCAGACACCUCCAUGGGUCUUUGAGAAGGAAUGGGUCCUAAACCUCACCAGAUUCUACAUUGCCAAGCACCAUGACUUUGUAAUUCCUCUGAUAUUGAAAUAUGCAGAAGAAUGGAAAGCUAAUGGAAACCCCAUCUACAGACCGCUAUGGUGGCUCAGCCCGGAUGACCCUGUCACAUUCACCAUUGAUGAUGAGUUCCUCAUUGGAGAUGAGGUUCUUGUAGCACCAGUGACAGAAAAAGGAGCCUUACAUAGAGACAUUUACCUGCCAGAGAGUGAAUUUCAAUGGCAGGACACAAACAAUGCUCAAGUGUUUGACGGAGGGAUGUUUCUGAAUAGUUACCAGGUUGGCCUUGGGAACGUGCCGGUUUUCGUACGAUGGAGAUCCUGAGGCUUGCUUAUCACUUUUUUUAUUUUUACAGUUUUUAAAGUUUUCACUUGUGCUGAUCUCAAAUUGCACUUUCCACAAAGACCAUUAUCUGUGUAGACUUGAGAGUUGGUAGAUUACAUUUGCACUUUAAAAAAUUGAAGUGUUUUAUAAUUCUUGUGAUUUUUAGAUCCCUCUUGUUUUUAUUCACUAUUUGUUUUGUUGAUUCAUAAUUCUUUUCUUUUUUUUUUCUCAAAAAACAUCUCGGUUACAUAUGUGACCUCGGUUCCCUGAGUGGAAGGGAAUGAGACAUUGCAUCACUAAGAUGACGCUAUGGGGAGUGUCCUUCUCCACGACCUAGUUGAAACCUUUCUACAAUAACGGCAGGAUUGGCUAUGGUGUUUAAGCCCUGCCCUUUCAGGUAUAAAAGCAGGCAUGCAAACACCAUUCCACAGAAUUUUCUGACUGAGAGACAAAGAGCGCAUCGCUCGCACCUCAAAAACCAUGAGUCCAUUGUGCGGCCAGCUUAUGCAAUGUCUCAUUCCCUUCAUCUCAGGGAACCGAGGUUACAUACGUAAUUCCCUUACAGUUCAGUACACUUGACAUUGCUGUCACAAUCACAAGCUGACGCUAUGGGGAAUAGAUACCCAUCACGCCCCAAUACUGCACUACACGACACAACCUUCCCAGAGAGGAAACAUGACACAGCGGUCCAUAUAUAAAGUUCAUAUACAUAUAUACAUAGUUCAUAUAUAUAUAUAUAUAUAUAUAUGAACUAUGGCCAUGUACAUUAGUAAGAAUUACUCCCUUCACGAAUUCAGUCGGGAAGGACGUUUUAUUUAUAAUGAAAGUGCUUGUGACUUUGGGAGAUACAACGGCCUGAAUGCAGGUGGUUGUGUAAAAUGACAGGGAGUCCUUACUUUAAAAAAGGGGCAUAAAUGUAUGUUUGGCCAACGAAAUAGCAAGCGCUCUAGACAGAGAGGACUUGCGAUAAGAGAUAUAUCAAAUCUAGGUUGUAAAAAAUAGCGAAUGUGUUUUGAGAAGACCAUCCUGCUUCAAAACAUAUGUCUUAUAAGGACACUCCAUUCGUCCAUGCCCAUGAAGUGGCCAUGCCUCUUGUUGAGUGUGCUUUUACACCAAUUGGGCAAUUUGAACCUUGCGACUCAUAAGACGUUAAACCAUAAAACGAUCCAGUGAGAAAGUCUUUGCUUGGAGAUGGACAUUCCUUUCGUGCAUCCUCCAUAGCACACAAAGAGCUGGUCAGACAGUCUGAACUGGCGAGUGCGCUCAAUGUAUGUGUGUAGCAAAUGCAAGGACUGUUCCUCAUCUGAAUUAAAUGGAUGAGGGAAAAAGGCUUGAAGGUGAACCACCUGCACUCUGAAGGGUGUGGUUAGAACCUUAGCCUUUUCUGGAUUUGACAGUGGCUUUUGAAAGAUCCGGACCAAACUCCAGAAAUGAAUUGUCGACUGACAGUGCUUGCAAAUCACUGACCCGUUUUACUGAGGCCAGAGCCAGCAGUAAUGCCAUCUUAAUAGAAAGCACAUGCAAUUCAGCAGUCCAGAGUCCAGAGGCUCGAAGGGGCCCUGUGAGUGCUUUUAGGACAAAAGCUAGGUCCCAAGUCAGAACUGUAGCCAGGCGAGGGGGAUUCAGCCGCCUCGCUCCCCUAAGGAAUUUUAUUAUUAAAUCAUGUUUUCAUAUAGAGGUGCCGGGUCUGUGAUAUGCAGAUAUAGGUGCCACAAACUUUGAGUAUUGACGGAGUGAGCCCUGCAUCUAAUCGCUCUUGAAAAAAUUUGAGAAUUUCAGGUAAGGGGCAGUUCACUGUGAAAGGCACCAGCUAGUGAACACAUUCCAUUUCAGUGCACAGAGGAGUCUUUGUUGCUCAUAACCGACUGUUAUGUGUAGCAUGCCCAGUUCAGGGGCCACACAUGCAGGUUCCACAGCUAGGGCUGGGAAUGCCAGCUCUUGAGAGAGGAGAUAACUCCUCAGCAGUAUUUCCCCAGAGGGCCAUCCAAAAUCCUUAUAAUUUCUGGAAACCAGGACUGGUUGGGCCACUUCAGUAUAACCAAUAGAAUUGUUCCUUAUCCUCCACUACUUUGUAUAUGACAGAGUGGAGGCAGCACACUGGGAAAUGCAUAUAGAGUCAGUGCGGCACAUGCGCUGGGCCACGGCUUUCAUGGCUUUACUGGCGGCUCGGCUUCUAUGUAACUGGCAGGUUUUUUUCAGCCAGACGCUGGCCAGACACAGAGUGGGAGCGAGCCAGUUGUGACAAAGAAUUGCUCUGUUUUGGCAUAAAAUGUCUCGUAGCUUGUGAGUGUUGUGGAGACGUGACGUUGCGCUCAGCAAAUCUAUCCACAAAGCCACCGAAAAGGCCAGCUGGAAACACCUGAGCAUCAAAUAGAGCCUCUUUUUUUGUGUCAUGCAUUUCCGUGAGGGUCAACCAGAUGUGAUGAUCGAAGACUACCAGGUUGGGGUGGGAUUUCCACAGCCUGCUACUCGCUACUCAAGAUUGGCCACUACCGGCUCACAGGGGGGUAGUUGGGCAUAACUUUUGUCUUCCCCGUGGUCCACUUUUGUGAUGAGAGAGGAAUCACGGUGCGAGCAAGCUGAAUAGGGCGCGCGCCUGGAUUUUUCAGUUUGUUAUGAACUUCCGGGAAGAACGGGGCAGAUCUGCGGAGUACGUUCUCUUGACGGCGUCCGGACAGCAAGAGCAAUUCAUUGCUCUCGUGCCGGCAUGAGGUCCACCUCAAAUUCAUUCUGCUUGACCUCUUGGUCCCGUCGUGCUGCCUUGUGUGAUCCCUCUGGAGUGGGAGUGGCUGGGAGGGCACGGGAGGCUGAAUCGUCCCUCAGAACAAAGGCUAUUCACGAGCAAAUCGUCUUGAUACUCAUGCCCUCACAGUGUGACCCUUCAUGACAGCUGUCUCUGCAUGGGCGCAGCCCAGACAGUGAAUGCAGCGCUCAUGAUGAUCAGAAAGCGGAAUGACAUCUUACGUAAUGACAUUCAAAAGAUGCAAACACGCAAGUGGCUCUUUUGCUGUGAAGAUCCCGCCCACUGAAUCGUGUAUGUCGACGGCAAAGUAGUAGAAGUCUUCUAGACAAGAGAUAAAUCGCUGUCUUGAAGGAAGAAAAUUCUGAGGAAUGUUGUUUGUGGGUUAUACCGGGCAGCUUCACACCCGAAAGGGCGGGGCUUAAACACCAUAGCCAAUCCUUGUAGCCAAUAUUGUAGAAAGGAUUCAACUAGGUCGUGUAGAAGGACACUCCCAAUUGCAUCAGCUUUGUGACGCAAUGUCAAGUGGACUGAAUCGUAAGGGAACUGUGGAUUAUACUUGAUACUGUAAGUAAAUUCUUACAGCCUCUUAAAGUUUAACUGUUUCCUCAUCUCAUGAAAUGGAGCCAGAAAUCAAACACUUUACUUGCUUAAAAAAAAUCAAUGGAAUUUUUCAAAGAAGACCAAAUAAUAAUCAAAAUGUUGCAAAAAUCAUCUCUGCAUAGAAAGAAUUGCUAGAAAGGAAAAAUGAUUAGCUGAAGUUGGAUUAAGAUGAGAAAUAGUUAAAUAUGACUCUUCUCUACUCAGCUGGGUUUUUACUUGAACUUUGCUGUAAAUUUUGCUGUAGCUUUUUUAUGUUUUCAUUGAACCCCAAGUUGCCAUUGUUUUUGUUUUUUUUGGCAAAAUGUGAGAGAUUACAAGCACUUAGUAAGAGAGGACAGUGAAAUGAAGGGCUUUUAGCAUAAAUAGUUCAAUUUAUUUUGUCUAUUAAUCAAACAAGAAGAAGGUCAAUCAAUAGUACCAGGAUAUGAGAAACUACCAAUCAAAAUAUAGGAGAAAAUUUCACCUCAUUUAACAGCUGCACAGUCUUAGUUUAAAUGCACACAAUAAAGUAUACAUUGUAGAUUUUUAUAUGCUUAUUUUAAUAAUUAUUUAGUUUAGCUUCUUAUAAUUGACCAGAUUAAACCACUAUGGUAUAAUUAGAUCUUAAGUGAUUUUCAAUGUAGUGACCACCGAUAAAAAUAGGAUAUUAUGAAAGGUAGAGUUUUUAUUUAAAUCAAUAUAGGCUAAACUUGAUCAUUCAGCCAAUGCCUUAACCACAGCAUAGCAUUAUACAGUUAUAGCAUUCAUAAUUUUAACAACACAUACAUCUUGUGCUCAUAUUAACAUAAUAAUAAUAAUAAUUUUUGAUAAUUGAUCAUUUUUUAUCAAUUUAAGAACAAUUUGCUGCACAAAGCAUUUGAGGUAAUAUUUCUAGAUUUUGUAUUGCCUGAGGGUUAUGUCUGAUGUAUGUGGCAUUGGGCAAAAUAAAGAUACAUUCUUUAAAAUAAUGCUUUUCUAGAAAUAAUUACAGCAAUAUAUAAGUAUAAUAGAGGCGCUGCUACUUUCAUUCAAUUUGAAUCUAUCAUGCUUUGGCAAGAUCCAGCCUUGGAUUACUGGUCCCUGCGCUAAAACACUAAAUCACUGUCAACACCAUGUGAAACUACAGUACAGAGAGCGAAUGAGACUUGAUCAGCUUCACCAGAUAUGUGUGGCUUACUAGUAAUGUCUUCUUAAUCUUCACUGUGAUUGUAGAAUGUUUACUGUAACUGCAGGUUUCUCAGGUCAAACAUAUUGAAUCCAAAUGAGAGAAAAAAAUGUCUUACUUGCACCCCAGCACACUGUCAAUGUCUUAAUCUCAUGGUUUUUUGAUGCUCUUUUCAUUCAAGCAUUUUCAAAGGAGACAAAUGGUCAUGAUCUUAUAUAGAGUGCUGUUUUGGGAGGUCUUUUUACUGUAUUUUAUAUUACAAUGACAAUGAUACGCUGUAAUGUUCCCUGAUGAGUAAUCUUUGCUCAUUUUGUAGAAAUCAGGUGCCAAGGAUUAAUCAGCAGUUUGCAUACAUCAAUAAAUGUGCCAUUCAUUUUUAACUUCUGUAAAAUCUGAAAAAUAGAGAUGUCAAUCUUCAAUAAAGUUUACAUUUUGUUACUG